This is a messenger RNA of Pangasianodon hypophthalmus (striped catfish), 4319 nucleotides long. It is a transcript of the gene adgrl4, whose product is annotated as adhesion G protein-coupled receptor L4. The transcript is spliced from 16 exons. Gene Ontology annotation, molecular function: calcium ion binding; G protein-coupled receptor activity. NCBI's taxonomy places the organism in Eukaryota, Metazoa, Chordata, Actinopteri, Siluriformes, Pangasiidae. The coding region runs from base 97 to 2313 and encodes 738 amino acids. The record is from RefSeq and is a predicted model, not a curated record. Gene Ontology annotation, biological process: adenylate cyclase-activating G protein-coupled receptor signaling pathway; cell surface receptor signaling pathway. Gene Ontology annotation, cellular component: membrane.
GUUUGGAGAAACAGGAAACUGAUGAAAGGAAAUGAUGCACGUCACACACAGGCACACAGUGCUGUUGGUAAAAAGUGAACAAAUCUUGAGGCACAAAUGGAGUUCUUCCUCAACUCACCGAUGAAACUCUUACUUUUAGCAGCCUGGCUUUCAAGUGUGCUGGGUCCAUGCAAAUUUUCAGAAAUUUGCAACUCGUGUCACCAGAAUGCAACUUGUAAGUCCAGACAGUGUUUGUGCAAAUUAGGUUUUUCUGGAGAUGGAAUAAAACAGUGCAUAGAUGAUGAUGAGUGUACAAACGUCACUCGCAUCUGUGGGGAUAAUGCCAACUGCACAAACACAGUAGGAAGCUAUUACUGUACCUGCAAGCCUGGAUACGUGUCAACGGGAAGGCAACAAUUUCAAACUAAUGAUGGAACAUACUGUAAAGAUGAUGAUGAGUGUGUGUACAGUCAGAUUUGUGGGCCAUUCUCCAAAUGUCACAACACGGAUGGCUCUUUCUACUGCUCAUGCCAAAGGGAUUAUACAACAUCAUCAGGAAGGAUCUGGUUUCAGCCAAAUAGUGGGACUGAGUGCAAAGAGGACCCAAAUAAGGACUGCCAUCAGGACACGGGAUGUAUAACAAUGACUGUUAAAACCACAAUUAAAAAUAUCAUUAACCUGCCAGAUCCACAGCAGCAAAUGGAGAAGAUAAAAAACCAAACAUCAGGUGACCUUGCUCCAGUCGCAAUAAUCUCUUACAUUGAUGCCAUGGAAGCUUCUGCGAUACAUUUUGCAAAUGAGUCUCAGGAAGACAGUGCCAUAAAUGCCACGAUCAGGAAUUUGGUUGAAAGUGUGAAUAAUCUGGUGGAAAAGGAGGAAAAGGUGGCAUGGAACAGAAUGAGGGAAGAUACCAAGGAUCAUUACCUAACUAAGUUACUACAUACAGCUGAACAGGGCGCAGUGACACUUUCUAAAGCCUACAAACAUUCAGCUGAAGUAGAAAUCAAAACGGCUGAUGUGGAACUGAAACUCUACAAAUUUGACCCCCAGAAAAAACAGAACUCCAGCAUCUCAGCAUCAAUGGGUGGAGAUUCUAUUUCACUUAGUCCCAUAUAUACGAGAGGGGAAACUACAAACAGGAGUGUCUCUGUUAUAUUCCUGCACUAUGACAGCAUUGGGCCUCUGAUGAAGCCCAAUUCUGACCCCGGCGUGAAUGACUACAGCCGAUACGCAGAAGCAGGAGAGAUCACAGUAAAUUCUCCUGUAAUAGCUGCUGCCAUAAGUCCACCGAAUGUUUUCCCCUUGGAUCAUGUAACCUUCACUCUAAAACACAAUGAGCCUAUAGACCCUGAAAUCGAUGAGACCAAAUGUGCUUUCUGGGACUAUUCACUGAGCAACAUGAAAGGUCACUGGUCCAUCGAGGGUUGUAAGCGCUCUCAUGUCAACAAGACCCACACAACCUGCUCCUGUAAUCAUCUGACACACUUUGCCAUCCUCAUGUCCUCUGGCCGUGCCAAUCUCGCUGCACACUACAAUGUACUGAGUCGCAUCACGCAGCUGGGAAUGGUGAUCUCCAUAAUCUGCUUGUUCAUGUGUAUCUUCACCUUCUGGUUCUUCAGUGAGAUUCAGAGCACGAGGACAACCAUCCACAAGAACCUAUGUUGCAGCCUUUUCAUGGCUGAGUUCAUCUUUCUGAUUGGGAUCAAUAUGUAUGCACAUAAGUUGUUUUGUUCGGUUAUUGCUGGGCUGCUGCAUUAUUUCUUUCUGGCUGCUUUUGCAUGGAUGUGCAUCGAGGGCAUACACUUGUACCUGAUCGUUGUUGGUGUCAUCUACAACAAAGGCUUCCUUCACCGCAAUUUUUACAUAUUUGGUUAUGGCAGUCCAGCAGUGGUUGUCAUAAUCUCUGUAACUCUUGGCUACAAAUACUAUGGUACAAAUUCUGCAUGUUGGCUAAGCACAGAAAGAAAUUUCAUCUGGAGUUUCGUUGGACCUGCAUGUUUAAUUAUUCUGGUGAAUUUGUUGGCAUUCGCUGUAAUCAUCUAUAAAGUCUAUCGUCAUACAGCUGUGAAGAAACCUGAGAUCAGCCACUAUGAAAAUAUCAGGUCUUGUGCGAGAGGAGCUCUCGCUCUCUUAUUUGUACUUGGAGCUACAUGGACAUUUGGCGUGGUGCACAUCCUCAAUGAGACCACUCUCACAGCCUAUCUCUUCACUUUCGCUAAUGCCUUCCAAGGGAUGUUUAUUUUUAUCUUCCUCUGUGUUUUGUCUAGAAAGGUUCAAGAAGAGUACUAUCGAAUGUUCAAGAAUGUGCCGUGUUGUUUUGAAUGCCUGAGAUAAGGAAACCAGAUCCAACCCCCCACCCCCACCCCCUGCCGGAGAAGCAUACUAAAAAAAAUAUUUUAUAACUCAUAAGUAUCUGAGGUUACAAAAAAAUGUAGCCUUUUUGUCGCCUACAUUUUUUUUUUUUUUUUUUUUUUUUACAUUUUUUUAUAUUUCUAUGUAGCAAAUGCGGUAAUUGAGGCCGUCUAUUAUGUGGCAUCCCAGGAAAACUCAUCGGAUGACAAUGUGACUGAAUUCAAAAUAGAGAGCUUUUCUGCUUAUAAUGCCAACUUUACAUUUUAACUGUGUCUAGGCUAUAUUCCUGGAAAGGACCUGUUGGGUAAGGAGCAGUGUUUGACAAAAUGAUGGUAAAAAAUUUCAGUCUGCCUAAAAAUGUCUAAAUCAUGAUUCUCCUGCACAAUAGUCGGAGUUAAAUAUUUUUUAAUCGUUUAAAAUGCUAUAGCUUUACUUGUGAUUGAGAUACAUGCAAAUGUACUUCGGUUCAGGAAAAUCUGUAGUUCAGAGCUAUAUACAGUAAAAAUUUCACCAUACGAAGAAUUUUCCCAGACCUCCACAUAUUUGUUGUUCACUGUGCACAUUUCAAACAGAUGUAUUUGAAUAAAGCCUAAAAUUUACUUUUGUUCUCAAGUAACAGUAAAAGUACUGCACUCAAAAAAAAGUACUGCACACAUUAUAUACAGUAACUAGUUCAUCAGAUCAGUUAUUUACUACACAGAGUUUUGUUUACAUAGUAUUUAAAGUUGCUUAACCUAAAGUUGUGUUUCUGCCUGUAAAAGAGUUGUAUUCUGUAUGUACUGUAUAAAUCAUUGUUAAUGAGUUACUUUGUGAAGUUUGGAUAUAUUUCAGUUUUGCCACCAACAACUUUUUUUCUGGUGAAAAAAAAUCAGUCUGUUCAAAAAUCAGUCUAUUCAAAAUGUACAGAAUGACCUUCUGGGUGCACUUACACUGCCUGCCAAAAGUUUUUCUGCACCUGAAUUUUUAAAAAUGUUUUAUUACAGUUUAUUCACUAUUAUCGCUACAGACCAAACAAAAUUAUACAGAAUAGCACUUAAAUAUGGAAAUCUUUGUGGAUUUAACCAGUUGCUCUCAGAGUUUUAAUAUGAUGCUAAAAGGCAGUCACUUCUUGGAGGAUAAAACUGUUAAGCCCUUAGAUACAAGUGAAGUCAAGUGACUUUCAUUUUAUAGCACAUUUAAAGAUAAGAAGUGUCUACCAAAGUGCCAUAAAAUAAAAAUCUAGUAAUUACAAACAGCAAUGAAAUAAAAUAAGAAUAAUAUGAAAUAAAUCAAUAAACUAAUAAUACAAUAAAAAGCAUAAAAAGACAAAACCACAGCUUCAAUACUACAGACCUAAAAAUGAAUCAGUAAAUAGAAUAAAUAGAUUUUUAAACUGAAAGUAAAGUCAGUGCUAAUAUUAACUGUAAAACAUAAAUGUGUGGUGUGAUGCAACUGUCUAAGUGAAGUGAUAAACUUUUUUGACCUUUUCUGAUCAGGAGAAGAUCUAGAUUAUUCCAAAAUAAAUAAACUAAAAACAUUUUUCACUUCAUUAACCAUUUCUCCAUUCACUUAUAUUCACAAUUUUCCAAUGCAUAGAUUAUUUACAAUGAGGUAAUUUCAACAAAUUACUAAAAUAUAGAGUGAUCAAAAACUUGCAUAGCAAGUACAGCAUUCCUGAAAAGUUACUGAUAUUUUCCAAACACUUGUUUCCCCUGAAUACUUUCUGGAAUGUUCAUGAAGCCAAUGAUUUUAUUACAUUUUUUUCUUAAUGAUGGCCAACAGCUAGAUGACUGAGACACAGCUGUGGUGGCUCAACAGUUAAGGUUCUGUGCUUAUGACUGAAAGGUUGAGUUCAAAUCUCAGGACAGCCAGAAAGACACUGUUGGGCUCUUGAGCAGCUCCUGUAACCCUCAACUGCUCAGCUUUGUGUUUGUAAUAGGUCUGACUUGUAAAUUACAUUGAAAUCAUUAAAUCAUCUGCUAAACGAAUAAAUGUACAUUUAAAAGCUA